AUGGGCAGACUUAUCAAGAACCACUGGGCGAGACUCAUCACCCUGACGGCCGGUGUUUACCAGAUCGCCGCGGCCAUCCAGGGCUUCCUCUGGCCAAAAAUCUUCUUUGACUUUUUGACCAAGACGCUCGACCCAGCCAUCAAGCCGUUCCCGAUACUGCAAAUUAUCAACUUGGUCAUGGGUCUAUGGAUGAUCGCAUGGGAAUAUCCGCUCGUCUUUGUCGCCGGCACCGGCAUCCACCGUAGCCUCGAGGCCCGUCUCGCGGCACUGCCUCUAUUUGCUCUGGCCGCCAUCCUCACUUACCAAGGCACCAAUGCGGGUCUCUACUACCUCAUUGCCAUGGUCAUCUACUUCUGGGCAUACAGUGAAGGAGAGAUGAUCUGCGCGAAGCCCUGGACUCUGCCUCAAAGAGGUAGCCGUGGCAAGGCUUAA
This is a messenger RNA of Pestalotiopsis fici W106-1, 432 nucleotides long. RefSeq lists its product as uncharacterized. The transcript is spliced from 3 exons. The coding region runs from base 1 to 432 and encodes 143 amino acids. Lineage: Eukaryota; Fungi; Ascomycota; Sordariomycetes; Amphisphaeriales; Sporocadaceae. The record is from RefSeq and is a predicted model, not a curated record.